AUGGAUUCAAUAGAGCAACGUUUCAGAAAUAACUUAGCAAAGGCUCUACCGAACCUAUCAACUGCAACACAAGCCGUGCACGCGGAUGAUGUGCUGAACGACGUCGACGACGUGGCACCGCCAAUUCACGUUGCAGCUACCUUCCGCUACCCACGAGAUCCAGACCGCAUGAGAGAACACCACGAGAGACCUUCGUAUCCGGUUCUAGAUGUUGGGGAGCACUGCUACUCGAGACAAUCCACGCCAGGAUUAUCGCGCCUGGAAACCGUCUUGUCCUCUAUUCUAGGUCAGCCCUGCAUUGCCUACUCUUCUGGUCUUGCCGCAUUUCAUGCUUUACUCAUCAUGAUGAGACCCAAGAGAGUCUCCAUCGGUGCGGGGUAUCACGGUUGCCAUGGAACUCUGGAGCUAUAUGCCCGUUCGUCUGGGACGGAGAUACUUUCGCUCGACUGUACCGUGGACCAAUUAGGUCCAGGCGACUUGAUACAUCUCGAGACGCCUGUCAAUCCAACGGGAAAGGCCUUUGACAUUCAGUAUUACGCAGAUCGUGCACAUUCUAGAGGUGCCUAUCUCAGUGUAGACUCGACGUUUGCGCCUCCUCCACUGCAAGAUGCGUUCAUUCAGGGUGCAGAUGUUGUCAUGCACUCUGGCACAAAAUACAUCGGUGGCCAUUCCGAUUUCCUAUGUGGUAUCCUGGCGGUCAAGAGUGAUAACCCCAGCAAUGAAUGGCUGCAGCAACUCCAUCGGGAUCGAUUAUACCUUGGGUCUGUCAUGGCAGGUUUUGACAGCUGGCUUGCCACUAGGAGCAUCCGGACUCUCGAGAUCAGAGUCCUCAAGCAAAGCCAGUCGGCAGAGGCCAUCGUUGGUGCAUUGAGACUUGGAUUGACAGGAUCCUGUCGGCAACAAUCCUUGAUAAGUCUCAGCGAUAAAGAGGUUCAGACCGUUCAGAAAGUGGUCAAAGAGAUCCAUCACGCCAGUCUACAAGACGAAGCUAAUAUUGAAGGGAGUUGGCUGCAAAAGCAAAUGCCCCGAGGAUAUGGACCUGUAUUUUCUCUAACGCUCCACAAGGUGGAAUAUGCCCGCAAUCUUCCGUCCAAGUUGAUGCUUUUCCAUCAUGCAACCAGCCUCGGCGGUGUCGAGAGUUUGAUUGAGUGGAGGACAAUGACGGACUCGACGGUGACAAAAGACUUCUUGAGAGUGAGCAUUGGCGUCGAGGAUUCAGCAGACCUUUUGGCGGAUCUACUUAGAGGCAUGGAAGCUGUUAUGGCUGGGACAAGUUGA
Messenger RNA from Fusarium verticillioides 7600, 1278 nucleotides. RefSeq names its product cystathionine beta-lyase. The record is from RefSeq and is a predicted model, not a curated record. NCBI's taxonomy places the organism in Eukaryota, Fungi, Ascomycota, Sordariomycetes, Hypocreales, Nectriaceae. The coding region runs from base 1 to 1278 and encodes 425 amino acids. Gene Ontology annotation, cellular component: cytoplasm. Gene Ontology annotation, biological process: transsulfuration. Gene Ontology annotation, molecular function: carbon-sulfur lyase activity; pyridoxal phosphate binding. The transcript has a single exon.